AUGCAUUUGAGCGAGAACGAGGGGAUAGAGAACAACACCUUCGUGGUGACUGGUGGGCUGGGUUUCGUGGGUUCUGCACUCUGCUUAGAGAUCGUUAGAAGAGGCGCUCGCAAGGUUCGAGCCUUCGAUCUUCGCACGGAGUCUCCUUGGUCCAAUGAUCUUCGCCGUCACGGCGUUGACUGCGUCCAGGGGGAUAUUUCUCACAAACAAGACGUUGAAAAGGCUUUACGCGUGGCAGACUGUGUCUUCCACCUCGCUUCGUAUGGCAUGUCUGGCAAAGAAAUGAUUCAGUAUGGCCGUGUAGACGAGAUAAACAUAAACGGAACCUGCCACGUCCUCGAUUCUUGCCUGGAUAAUGGGGUUCAGAGACUGGUAUAUGUGAGCACGUACAAUGUCGUGUUUGGUGGAAAAGAAAUUGUGAAUGGCAACGAAAGCUUACCUUACUUCCCCAUGGAUGACCACGUCGAUCCAUAUGGCCGUAGUAAAUCUAUAGCUGAACAAUUAGUCCUGAAGAGCAAUGGACGUCCCUUCAAAAAGAAGAAAGGAAAAUGUCUCUAUACCUGUGCAAUCCGUCCUGCUGCCAUAUAUGGACCGGGUGAAGAAAGGCAUUUUCCAAGGAUCAUAAAUCUUGCUAAGUUAGGUCUUCUGCCAUUUAAAAUUGGCACGACGAGUGUAAAAACAGACUGGGUUUAUGUGGAUAACCUUGUAUUGGCCCUGCUCUUAGCUAGUAUGGGACUUUUGGACGACAUUCCCGGGAGAGAAGGACACCCAGUUGCUGCUGGUCAACCUUACUUCAUAUCAGAUGGGUCUCCAGUCAACACUUUUCUAUUCAUCCUCCCACUACUCAAAAGCCUGGACUAUGACUUGCCGAAGAUGUCAUUAGCUGUUCCACACGCUCUUUUUCUAGGAAACUUAUUUUGGGCUUUCUACACAGCUUUGUAUCCAUGGUUGAGUAAGAAGUGGCUUCCUCAGCCUUUGAUCCUUCCUGCUGAAGUAUACAAGGUUGGCGUAACCCAUUACUUCUCUUACUUAAAGGCAAAGGAGGAACUUGGCUACAUUCCAAUGGUGAGUCCCCAAGAAGGUAUGACUGAAACUAUUGCAUACUGGCAAGAGAGGAAAAAGAGAACACUGGAUGGACCAACCAUCUACGCAUGGCUGUUUGUUGUGAUUGGAAUGAUUUCUCUGUUUUCUGCUGCGUACAUACCUGAUUUUGGUCCCGUUCCCUUGCUUAGAGCAAUCAGCCUUUUCUUUGUACGCUCCAUGUGGGGUCUAAAGAUGUUUUUCCUUCUAGCUGUAUCGGCACAUAUUGGCGAGGCUAUAUAUGCUUGGAAACUUGCGAAAAAGGUGGAUCCUGCGAAUGCCAGAGGAUGGUUUUGGCAGACUUCUGCUUUGGGAAUAUUUUCAUUGCGUCUCUUGUUGAAGAGAGCCAAAACGUAG
This is a messenger RNA of Fraxinus pennsylvanica, 1437 nucleotides long. Lineage: Eukaryota; Viridiplantae; Streptophyta; Magnoliopsida; Lamiales; Oleaceae. The record is from the annotation of a GenBank genome assembly.